AAUUAAAAUAUACUAACUUUUUUUUUACAAGCGGUGUAGUGAACCCCAAUGUCAAAAUAAAUUUCUGUCAAUCCUAUUACAUUCAAUGUCAUUUGUCAUUUUAGUCAUAAUUUCAAUUUAUUAAAAGCCGGUCAAACAAAUUAAAUCUGUAGUAUACAUUUUCAAAAGAAUUAAUAUGGCAUUGAUUCCCUAUUCUAAAACAUUAUAUUCUGCUUUUAAAUCGUACGCAACUAAUUGUGUAAACAUAAAAGGGGCAGUUCGCAAUUUAACUUCUAAACAGCUGGUGUAUAGCGAAUUCGGCGAUCCAUUGCAUGUUGUAAAGUACAGGGAAUGCCAAGUCCCACCGCUGGGGAGCCAAGAAGUGUUGGUGCGCAUGCUGGCAGCUCCGGUUAAUCCAGCUGACAUAAACACAAUACAAGGAAAGUAUCCUGUGAAAGUAAAUCUACCUUGUGUGCCUGGAAAUGAAGGAGUUGGAAUUGUUGAAGAGGUAGGUAAAGAAGUCAGUAGAAUAUGUCCUGGGAACAAAGUCAUAGUAACUAAACCAGUUCAAGGCACUUGGAGAGAUAUAGCAAUUUUCAAUAAAGAUGUUCUAAGAGUUGUUCCUGAUAGUCUAGGUACUGUAGAAGCAGCUACGCUAACAGUAAAUCCAUGUACUGCCUAUAGAAUGCUAUCAGACUUUAAACCAGUUAAAGAUGGCCUUGUUGUUAUCCAAAAUGGAGCUAAUAGUGCGUGUGGACAAAAUGUCAUUCAAAUAUGUAAAGCUUGGGGAAUAAAGAAUAUUAACAUUGUUCGCAAUAGGCCAGAAAUAAAUGAACUGAAAAAGUAUUUAGAAUGUCUUGGUGCAACUUAUGUGUUAACUGAAGAAGAAUUGAGAUCAACAAAUAUAUUUAAGGAAAAGAAAAUUGACAAGCCUUCCUUAGCCUUAAAUUGUGUGGGCGGAAAAAGUUCUUUAGAAAUGUUAAGACAUCUACAGCAUUCCGGAUGCAUGGUGACUUACGGAGGGAUGUCCCGAGAUCCUGUGUCAAUACCGACAUCGGCAUUUAUUUUCAAAAAUCUUUCCUUUUUUGGAUUUUGGAUGACUGCUUGGAAUGAAAAAGCUGACCUAGUACAAAAAGAUGAAAUGAUAAAUGAAAUUAUUUCAUUGAUGUGUGAAGCCAAGUUGAAAAGUCCUGUACACCAAAUGGUUAAAUUUGAAAAUUUUCAGGAAGCUUUACAAAAUGCUCUUACAGUUAAAGGGUAUACAGGAUGUAAAUAUAUUUUAGAUUUCACUAAGACUUGUUAAGCAUAGUUGAAUUUAUGAUAUAGAUUUAACUAAGAUAGUAAUUAUGAAAUGUUCUUAAUAAAAAAGAUUAUAUAGUGGAA
Messenger RNA from Bombyx mori (domestic silkworm), 1362 nucleotides. Its product is annotated as enoyl-[acyl-carrier-protein] reductase, mitochondrial. Bases 176 to 1282 code for a protein of 368 amino acids. Lineage: Eukaryota; Metazoa; Arthropoda; Insecta; Lepidoptera; Bombycidae. Gene Ontology annotation, molecular function: trans-2-enoyl-CoA reductase (NADPH) activity. Gene Ontology annotation, cellular component: mitochondrion. Gene Ontology annotation, biological process: fatty acid metabolic process. The transcript is spliced from 2 exons. The record is from RefSeq and is a predicted model, not a curated record.